GCCCGGCGGCCUCCUCCUACCCAUCGUGCCAUUUGACCCCUAGGCCCCUUCCGUUACUCAUUUCUACAACCCUACCAUCCACCCCCCCUCUCUCUCUCGCGCCGCCGCCGCCGGGUAUGGCCAUGGGAGGAGCGCAGUUCCACGCUGACGAGGGCGUCGUCGCCUGCAAGGUGGCCGGCGACGGGCACCAAAACCGGCGCGACGUGGGGAAGAUGGAGCACGGGUGCGAGCACUACCGGCGGAGGUGUAAGAUCGUGGCGCCGUGCUGCAACCAGGUGUUCUCCUGCCGCCAUUGCCACGACGAAGCCACGGCUUUGGGUGAUCGGCAUAAUAUAUCUCGCCAGGAUGUUGCAAAAGUAAUAUGUGUUCUCUGUGAUACCAAACAACCGGUGUCACAAGUGUGCAUAAGCUGUGGAGUCAAUAUGGGAGAAUACUUCUGUGAUAUAUGCAAGUUUUAUGAUGAUGAAACAGUGAAAGGCCAGUACCAUUGCCAUGCUUGUGGCAUAUGCAGGGUUGGUGGCAGGGAUAACUACUUCCACUGUGCAAAGUGUGGCUCUUGUUACGCUGUUUCGCUGCGUGAUAACCAUCAGUGUGUGGAGGACUCAAUGAGACAGAAUUGCCCUAUCUGUUAUGAGUAUCUAUUUGAUUCACUAAAAGGAACAAGAGUUCUUGACUGUGGACAUACAAUGCACAUGGACUGUUUUGCUGAGAUGGUGGACCAUAAUAAAUACACAUGUCCGAUAUGCUCGAAGACAGCUCUUGACAUGACACUUCACUGGGACAUGUUGGAUCGAGAGAUUGAAGCAACAUUAAUGCCUCAGGUGUACCGUUACAAGGUUUGGGUUCUUUGCAAUGAUUGCAACCAAGUCUCAAAAGUGGGCUUCCAUGUGAUUGGCCACAAGUGCGGCCACUGCAGCUCAUACAACACUCGAUCGACAUCGCGGCCUGCAGAUUCAUCGGGGAGCAGUUCGCCAUUGAUGACAGACUCCUCUGAAAACAACAACCUGUAGAGAAUACUUCGUGCUGGUGUAACAUGUGGUCUGCGCAACCAAUGCCAGAACCACACAUAGAAGCAUUGUUUCGUGGCAUUGCCUGCCUAAAAUCAGCUCCAUACCCCUCGGCCCUUGCCGCUUUACCAUUCUAUCAAGAUUCAAUUCAUGGUUUGAACCGCCAGCUACUAGCACAUUACUGGACCCAUGACUUUAUAUAUAACUGUGGGUGAAGCCCUCAGCAUGUUAUAUUCUGCAGGAGAUUAAUAUUGAUACUAUAGUAAUCCCAUAGAAACUGGUUAUGCUGCUCAGUCUGUGAAAUACCUGAUUGUUAGUUGGUGUGUGAGCGACAGAUUUGAUAAUAUGGCUCGCUUUAGUUUGCAUUUUUAUCACCUUGUGUCAUUGACAGGUGGACCCAGACCCUCACCUUUCAAUGACAUAAGAUGGGGUGUUUUAUCAAAGUGCAAACUAAAGUGUGGCAUAUGAAGAUGUGUUUAUUCCUAGAGGUUGAAGAAAAUACCAUUUA
Molecule: messenger RNA, 1515 nt
Organism: Brachypodium distachyon (stiff brome)
Lineage: Eukaryota; Viridiplantae; Streptophyta; Magnoliopsida; Poales; Poaceae
Product: E3 ubiquitin-protein ligase MIEL1
Exons: 12
Coding region: 117-1010 (297 amino acids)
Biological process (GO): protein ubiquitination; ubiquitin-dependent protein catabolic process
Cellular component (GO): nucleus
Molecular function (GO): ubiquitin protein ligase activity; zinc ion binding
Source: RefSeq, a predicted model, not a curated record